Aspergillus wentii DTO 134E9 is the source of this 1180-nucleotide messenger RNA. Its product is annotated as phytanoyl-CoA dioxygenase family protein. The coding region runs from base 206 to 1162 and encodes 318 amino acids. NCBI's taxonomy places the organism in Eukaryota, Fungi, Ascomycota, Eurotiomycetes, Eurotiales, Aspergillaceae. The record is from RefSeq and is a predicted model, not a curated record. The transcript is spliced from 2 exons.
GGAACGCCACCGAGAGAAGUCUAGUCCAUUGGAGAUUGGAUAUAGCUGGGGAUAUUGAUAGGUAAUAUGUAGAACUGAGCUGAGCAUCUGCUGUGAUACUUUAGAUAAGACCAGGCAUUCCGUGUAGGCAACAUAUAAUAAGAUCUCCAUACUGAGUCUUCCGUAUCAAUCGACCCUUCAACAAAUUUUGGCAAUUGUCAACACAAUGACUCGACUUCCCCUUCCGAAACCUGCCCCGAUCGAUCCGUCAUAUCAGCCCAAGGCUGCAGUGACAGCCAUCCCCGCAGAUACACCCAUCGAAUACAUCCUCGCCGUCCUCGAGCGAGAUGGCGGGGUUAUCCUGAAAGACCUCGUCUCUCGAGAUGAACUGGCUACCAUCGAAGAAGAACUCAAACCAUUCAACAAACCACGCCGUCAUGUAGACAGAAUCGUCAACGGAGACGCCUUUCCCACCAUACCAGCCCAGACAGUCCUCGUACCAGGUCUAGUGGGCAAGUCCAAGACAGUCGCCAACAUCUGUGAGAGACCAGUACUAGAGGAACUGCGCCAGCGGAUGCUCGUGGAUAAUUUCAACAUAUAUCGCGAGGGCUUUGUAGAGCCGAAUACCAUCGACCCCUUGUUGAGUCUCAGCGUGUCGAUGAGUAUCGGGUAUGGCGCUCCACGGCAGCUACUACACCGCGACGACAACGUCCAUGGGAUCAAGCAUUCACGAAAUCCCUACCAGCCGUGGACAUUGCAGCAGGCUAGCCAGUUUGGAUGUCUUAUCGCCGGGUGCGACGUGACGAGAGAGAACGGGGCAACGAUGUUCGUACCGGGAAGUCAUAAAUGGGGCGAUGACCGGUGGGCGAACGCGGAUGACGUCUGCUUUGCAGAAAUGUCCCCUGGUUCGGCGUUAAUCUUCCUCGGAUCGGCCUACCAUGGCGGCGGCCACAAUUCUGUCCCCGAUUCCGUCCGGACGAUGCAUAGUUUAUUUUUUGUUCGAGGGACGUACCGGACAGAGGAGAAUCAGUUUCUGGCUAUUCCUAGAAGUAAAGUACGGGAGAUGAGUCCGAAGAUGUUGGAGUUGCUGGGCUAUCGCAAGCCUACGACGGCAUUGGGGAUUGUGAAUAAUAUUAGUCCGGAUGAGGAUGUCGAUGGGACUUGGGAAAAGGCGAUGCAGUAGGCUCAGCUUAAUAUUCUG